This is a messenger RNA of Pteronotus mesoamericanus, 1665 nucleotides long. It is a transcript of the gene TMEM121B, whose product is annotated as transmembrane protein 121B. Bases 1 to 1665 code for a protein of 554 amino acids. The transcript has a single exon. The record is from RefSeq and is a predicted model, not a curated record. NCBI's taxonomy places the organism in Eukaryota, Metazoa, Chordata, Mammalia, Chiroptera, Mormoopidae.
AUGCACCCGGCGCGCGGCCACCCCCGCUCUGUCUCGUCCUCGUCCGGCUCCUGCCCGCCUCGCCCGGCCGCCGCGCGGGCGCAGCCCCUGAGCCUCCGGGGGGGCGCCCCCCGUGGCGGCAGCGGCUCGGGCGACAGCAGCGCCGGCGCCAGCCGCGGCGGGGGCGGCGGCUCCCACGGCAGCAGCAGCGGCGGCGGCAGCAGCACCGGAGCAGAGCGCGAGGAGGACGACGACGACGACGACAGCGUCAGUGUUAGCAAGCCGCUGGUGCCCGGCGCCGCCGCCGCGGGGACCCCAGGGCCCCUGGCCUUAGGGGGCGCCCCGACCGCCGACCCCGCGCGCGCCGCCUUCGCCGCCGCCGCCCCCUCGUCCACGCCCACCUCCUCCGGCAGCAUGACGGCGGCGGACUUCGGCGGGGGCGCCGCGGCCGGGGGCGUCGGGGGCGCCGCGGGCCGCACGGCCGGGGUGGCGGGCGGCACGGGCACCGGCGGCGGCGCCUCCUGCUGCUGCUGCUGCGGCGGCCGCCCGGCCCCGGCGGCCCGCAGAAGUCGGCGCUCCGGCUGCCGCUCGGGCUCCGGGUGCGGCUGGGGCUACCAGGCGCUGUCCGUGGUGCUGCUGCUGGCGCAGGGCGGGCUGCUGGACCUGUACCUCAUCGCCGUCACCGACCUGUACUGGUGCUCCUGGAUCGCCACCGACCUGGUGGUGGUGGUCGGCUGGGCCAUCUUCUUCGCUAAGAACAGCCGGGGCCGUCGGGGCGGCGCGCACGGCCACCCCCCGCACCACCACCACGCCGCCUCCGCCGGGGCCAAGGCGCGCGGGGCCCGCGGGGGCGCCGGAGGCCCUGGGGGCGGCCCGGGGGCGGCCGCGGCGGCGGGCGAGUUCGCCUUCGCUUACCUGGCCUGGCUCAUCUACUCCAUCGCCUUCACGCCCAAGGUGGUGCUCAUCCUGGGCACGUCCAUCCUGGACCUCAUCGAGCUGCGCGCGCCCUUCGGCACCACGGGCUUCCGCCUCACCAUGGCGCUGUCGGUGCCGCUGCUCUACAGCCUGGUGCGCGCCAUCAGCGAGGCGGGCGCCCCGCCGGGCUCGGCGGGCCCGCUGGUCCUGCAGCCCCAGCGGCACCGCGCCGCCGGCUGCUUCCUGGGCACGUGCCUGGACCUGCUGGACAGCUUCACCCUGGUGGAGCUGAUGCUUGAGGGCCGCGUACCGCUGCCCGCGCACCUGCGCUACCUGCUCAUCGCCGUCUACUUCCUCACGCUCUCGUCGCCCGUGCUCUGGCUCUACGAGCUCAACGUGGCCUGGGGCCAGGCCCCGGGGCCCAGCAGCUGCAGCCGCCUCCUGCGCCUGCUGGGUGGCUGCCUGGUGGACGUGCCCCUGCUGGCGCUGCGCUGCCUCCUGGUGGUGAGCUACCAGCAGCCCCUCUCCAUUUUCAUGCUCAAGAACCUCUUCUUCCUCGGAUGCCGCGGCCUGGAGGCCCUGGAGGGCUGUUGGGACGCGGGGAGCCGGGCGUCCCCGAGUCGGGCCAGAGGGGGCUAUGGCGCUCCCCCCUCUGCCCCGCCGGCCCCGCCACCGCUGCAGGGGGGCUCCCAGCUGACUCACUGCGUCUCAGAGAAUGAAGGGGGGGCCCACGGCUAUGUCAACACCCUUGCUGUGGCGUCCCAGAGUUGA